AUGGCCUCGAAUCCCUCGGUGCCGGGGUCCUUGCUGGCAUCUGUGGCCUUCCGCCCGGUGCGCAGCGUGCUGCAGGCCCGCUACCGGGAUGUGCUAGGACUGGCCGAGUUCGUGCAGCGCCUCGGAGACGAGGCGCGGACUGAGCGGGGCCCCGGUGCCGACGUGCAGCUCUUGCGUGGAGGAGAGCCUGAAGUCUUCCAGGUCUUUGUGUCCCAGUGUGUGGUGUGUGUGCCCUGGGAUGCCCGGCCUCUCCCCAGGCCUCUCACCUUCCAGCAGCUGUCUUCUCAGAAGGAAGUGGUUGCUAGAAUUGUCCAGAGGAUCUGUGAAAAGAAGAAAAAGAACAUUCUGGCUUUUGGUUACACCCUAUUAGAAGAAAAGAGAAUGUCAUUGCCAGUUAUGUUCACAACAAAUGUCUACAACUAUCACCCUAACACAAUAACAGAAACCAUCAGUGUCAGCGCCUUAUGGGAGAUGCUUCUGAGUAGGAUAGGAGAUGAUGUGAUGAUGUAUAUGUUAGAACAUUGUUCCCUAUUCAUGAUGGUACCCCCAAGCUGCUGUUACCAAAUCUCUGGGAUACCUAUCUAUGAACUCUAUUUAAAGGAUUCUGCUUCUCCAUCUGGGUUCAUGCAGAGAAAAUACUCAAAGCAGAGAGCAAAUACUUCACUUGACAAUGUCAGAAAGAUUUCCCUCCUCCCCAAAUCCUUGGCCAGGUCAAAUUUGAGGAAAGAGAUGCUUGGAUCCAAAGAUAAGGCUAUGAAAGUUGUGCAACAAAACCAGAAACCAGGAGAUAAAUCUCUUCAAGGCAUACCUGAAGAGUCCUGUGGGACUGAGCAGGGGUCUAACUCUGACCAAGUAGGAGAACAAGUUAGAACCCACUCAGUACAUUCCACAAUGACUCUGUUAUCAAAAAGGCAAAGGGAGGAUGAAGAAGAAAGUGAGAUUUCAGCAAAGCGACCAAAGACAGAGGAGCUUCUUCAGGAAAAAAGAAAAGAGCUGAUUUUGGGACCGGAACUCCAUGAAAAUAAUGAGUCUAAUUUAGACAAUGCUGAGAGCAUAACCCAAAGAUCGAUGGAAAUCUGCUCUUCAAGUCCUUUCUUCAAUGAGAAAUCUAUUCAUAACGAAGAUGUUGGUGGGGAGGGAUAUUCCAUUAAGACCAAGGGCAGCCUGCCCCUUUUAGAACAUAAGGAUGGGGAUUUAUCGUGUCACAAUUCUAAAGUUAUCAGAUCUACUCUCAAAGGUAAAGCAAAAGCCAGAUCUUCAGAAGAAUGUUUGAAUAGAGGGACCAAACGAACUGAAGCUACUUUGUCACAUCCACUAUGUCCUGGAAAUGAACCCCCAAAGGGAUUGAGGAGUACCUCGAAUUCCAUUAUAUACAUUAACAGAAAACGUUUCUUAUAUUCUGCUUGGAACUUCAGAGAAUGUUUACCUACAUCAUUUCUGCUGAACCGUUUACAUGAUUCACUAUCUGGGGGUCAAAAACUGGUUGAAACCAUCUUCUUAACCAGUCAUCUCUUUGGGCAGAAUGGUGACCCACAGCAGCAAAGGACCCCCUGGAAAAAGAGACGUCUCCCAAAACGUUAUUGGCAGAUGCGACCCCUGUUUAAAGAACUGAUUCAGAACCACCGAAAGUGUCCUUAUUUCAUACUUCUAAAGAAGAACUGUCCUCUAAGGUUUUCAGCAGCCAAGGCAAAUCCUUCCAGCCAACUGACAAAACCACACAUCUUACAGCUUCUCAGGUGGCAUAGCAGCCCUUGGCAGGUAUAUGUGUUUCUGAGGGAGUGUCUUCAUCGUCUGGUGCCUGCUGAACUCUGGGGAUCAACUCACAAUAAAUGUCGUUUCUUUAAGAAUGUGAGGAAAUUCCUCAUUCUUGGAAAACAUGACAAGUUUUCUCUUCGGGAGCUGAUGUGGAAAAUGCGAGUGAAGGACUGUGCUUGGCUUGCUCUGGCCAAAGGGAAUCACUUUAUUCCAGCCUCAGAACACCAUUUGCGGGAAGAGAUCUUGGCCAAAUUUGUAUACUGGUUGAUGAACACAUAUGUAAUUGAGUUGCUCAGGUCCUUUUUUUAUAUCACUGAGACCAUGUUCCAGAAAAAUAGGCUCUUCUUCUACCGGAAGUGUGUCUGGAGCAAGCUGCAAAAUAUUGGAAUCAGAAAACACUUUGAGAAAGUGCAUCUUAGAUUAUUGUCAGAAGAGGAGAUUAAACAGAAUCUAGAAGCAAGAUUUAUCUGUCUGGCAUCCAGACUCCGUUUUGUCCCCAAACCCACUGGGCUUCGGCCAAUUGUGAAUGUGGAUAGCAUCAUUGGAUCCAGGGUGUCCAAUAAGGGAACCAAAGAUAAGAAGAUAAGAUGUUUCAAUGGCCAGCUUAAAAACCUGUUCAGUGUUCUGAAUUAUGAGCGGACCCUACACCCUGAGGUCUUGGGGUCUUCCUUGUUUGGGAUUGAUGGCAUUUAUAAAGAAUGGCGGCAGUUUGUGCUCAGAGUGAAGCAAUCGAAGGACAAAAUUUCCAACUUUUAUUUUGUAAAGGCUGAUGUGACAGGGGCUUAUGACACCAUCCCCCAUGACAAGCUCAUUGAAGUGAUCUCCAGCAUCAUUAAGCCGGAGGAGAAGAAAAUCUACUGCAUCCGACGUUAUGCUGUUGUCCAGAAGAAUGCUCAUGGAAACAUCCAGAAAUCCUUUAAAAGACACGUUUCCACUUACAAGGACGCCUUGCCCUACAUGAGCCAGUUUGUGUCCCAUUUGCAAGAGACCACCUCCCUGCAGAAUGCUAUCAUCGUGGAACAGAGCUCUUCCUUAAAUGAGACCAGUAUCAACCUCUUCACCUUCUUUUUGCAUUUGAUUCGGAACAACAUCUUGAAGAUCAAGAACAAGUACUACGUCCAGUGCCAGGGGAUUCCGCAAGGCUCUAUUUUGUCCACUCUGCUUUGCAGUUUGUGCUACGGCAACAUGGAGAACAAAUUAUUAUCUGGAAUUCAGCAGGAUGGAUUGUUGAUCCGACUGAUUGAUGACUUUUUGCUUGUGACACCCCAUUUAACACAAGCCAAAGUCUUUCUAAGGACUCUGGCAAAAGGUAUUCCUGAGUAUGGCUGUUUAAUAAACCCUAAGAAGACAGUGGUGAAUUUUCCUGUGGAAGAGGAUAUUCUAAGUGAUUCUGACUUUACCCAGUUACCAGCCCACUGCCUUUUCCCGUGGUGUGGUUUAUUACUCGAUACAAGGACCCUAAACGUGUUUUGUGACUAUUCCAACUACUCCCGAACUUCCAUUAGAACCAGCCUUUCCUUUGAUCACAGCCUCAAAGCGGGGAGGAACAUGCGGAACAAGCUGAUCGCAGUGCUUAGGAUGAAGUGUCAUGGUUUAUUUCUGGAUUUACAGGUGAAUAGUCUUCAAACUAUCUACAUAAAUGUUUACAAGAUAUUUUUGCUACAGGCCUACAGAUUUCAUGCAUGUGCCCUCAAGCUGCCAUUUAAUCAGCAAGUCAGAAAAAACCCAGGUUUUUUCCUCUCUGUCAUUUCGGAUAUUGCCUCCUGCUGCUAUUCCAUUCUGAAAGCCAAGAAUCCAGGAGUUAUUCUUGGUGCCAGAGGAGGUGCGGGCCCAUUUCCUUUCGAAGCAGCACGCUGGCUAUGCUAUCAUGCUUUCCUGAUUAAGCUGGUGAACCACAGAAUAGUCUACAAGUGUCUUCUGGGAACUCUCAAAAUGAGCAAAUUGCAGUUAUUCCGCAAGAUUCCAAAGGCUACGAUGCAAAUGCUGAGAGUGGCAUCGGAUCCAUCACUCUCUCAAGACUUCAAAAUGAUCUUAGAUUAGCUAAUUGAGUCAUUUCUCUGGUGUUGAAUUGAGAUGAAUAACAGGUGCUAUUUUAGAGUGCCUCUUUUCCCUGCCUCAGGGAAAACUAACACUUUUUUUUUCAUUAACACUUUAUGUCAGAAAGAGAAAAGGCCCAUAUUUUCUUGCUUUUGCUUUUUGUUGGCUCUACGGAGUCUGGAUCAUGGGCUUAUUUUCCAGUUAAUAUAUCUUAGAAACUGUGGUGCUUUUGCCAUCUUCAACAUCUUUUCUACUGAUGAUGCCUCAUUCUGUUUGGGAAUAUUCCCAGCUGUUGUGUUGAAUUGAAAACAUUACAUAUAAAAUGUUACAGCUUAAAGAGACCUUAGAGGUCCUCCAUACACUCCCACCUCUUUAUCUUACAGGUGAGGAGAUUGAAUAUUCAUUUUUUCAGUAUUUCAGAUGGAUAACUGUGUCCAUUGAAAUGGAUUAUUAGAUUGUAAGCUCCUUGAGAGUAGGAAUUGUUUUGUUCUUUGUGUUUAUAUUUCUGUACCUGGCAAAAUAGUUUUCUCACAGAAGGUAUUUAAUAAAUACUUGCUGGUUAAUUAA
Molecule: messenger RNA, 4359 nt
Organism: Gracilinanus agilis (Agile Gracile Mouse Opossum)
Lineage: Eukaryota; Metazoa; Chordata; Mammalia; Didelphimorphia; Didelphidae
Gene: TERT
Product: telomerase reverse transcriptase
Exons: 17
Coding region: 1-3795 (1264 amino acids)
Biological process (GO): telomere maintenance via telomerase
Cellular component (GO): telomerase catalytic core complex
Molecular function (GO): telomeric repeat DNA binding; telomerase RNA binding
Source: RefSeq, a predicted model, not a curated record